AAUGGAGAAACAGCAAGUUAUGCUCCCUACAGCAUCUACAUCAUCAACAGCUUUAUCAUCUCAGAACCAAAGUGACAAGGAAGCUAAGCACCACCGAUAUGCAUUUCAAACCAGAAGCCCUGUUGAUGUUCUGGAUGAUGGGUACCAGUGGAGAAAAUAUGGGAAAAAGAUAGUCAAAAACAAUACUUUUCCAAGAAGUUACUACAGGUGUGCUCAUCGAGAGUGCAAUGUUAAGAAACAAAUCCAACGGCAUUCGGACGAUGAACAGAUCGUGGUCACAACCUACGAAGGGACACAUACACACCCUGUGGAUAAGUCCGUGGAAACCUUUGACCAGAUCUUGGGCAACCUACUCAUAGACAAUCUACUCAAUAAUGCACCUCCCACAAUAGAAUAGAACAUAAAGGAAUUAUUAUUGCAAGUUAAUGGCAAGUCUUCUUAAGACAUGGUACAAUGUAGUACGUUCUGUUAUGGAUUCAAUAAAAAUAAUCAUAAAAAAAAA
Messenger RNA from Vigna unguiculata (cowpea), 502 nucleotides. Its product is annotated as putative WRKY transcription factor 75. Lineage: Eukaryota; Viridiplantae; Streptophyta; Magnoliopsida; Fabales; Fabaceae. Gene Ontology annotation, molecular function: DNA-binding transcription factor activity; sequence-specific DNA binding. The record is from RefSeq and is a predicted model, not a curated record. Gene Ontology annotation, biological process: regulation of DNA-templated transcription.